AUGAAAAUUUUGCUUUUAAUAUUAGUAAUAUUAUCAUUAGCCAAGGAAGAUUGUUAUAAAAUAUUUGGAUUAAACAAAGGAGCUGAUCUGAAAACUGUUAAAAAGUAAUUUAGAAAGUUAUCACUAAUAUAUCAUCCUGAUAAAAAUAAUUCACCUAGAGCUUAAGAAAAAUACAAAACAAUGACUAAUGCCUAUUAAGAAAUACUUUAAGGUCAUGCAAAUAAUUAUGAUGAUAUCAAAUACAAGAAUAGAGGUUAAUCCUCAAAUAGUUCAGAUUAAGAGGAUUUAUUUAAAAAUACCUAUUAAAAGCAAAAAAAUACAGAAUAUCAAAAUAAAAAAAAUGAAAUUUUCAAAGGCAUAAAAUUCUAUUUAUUUAUAGCAACUAUUUUACUUUUUUGGUAUAUAGUCUAUAAAGUUAUAAUUUUUAUUCAAGAUGAUGAUAAUAGUCAAAAUGAUUCAGAAAAUAAUUAGCAAAAUAAUGAACAAUAUUAAGAGAAUAUUAAAAAUCUACAAUACGAAGAAAUUUUUAAUUGA
Paramecium sonneborni is the source of this 534-nucleotide messenger RNA. The record is from the annotation of a GenBank genome assembly. NCBI's taxonomy places the organism in Eukaryota, Ciliophora, Oligohymenophorea, Peniculida, Parameciidae.